Gloeophyllum trabeum ATCC 11539 is the source of this 981-nucleotide messenger RNA. RefSeq lists its product as uncharacterized. The annotation marks the transcript as partial. The record is from RefSeq and is a predicted model, not a curated record. Lineage: Eukaryota; Fungi; Basidiomycota; Agaricomycetes; Gloeophyllales; Gloeophyllaceae. The transcript has a single exon.
CUCCGUUCGGACUCGUUCGAGCGGACGUAUGCCAUCCGCUGGCUCACGGCUUUCUGUGCUCGAGCGGAUCGAUUGGCUGAUGCUACCGAUGGUGUGGCCUCCGCCGUCGUUUCACUGGACAGCCUUGUACAGGACGCAGCCGCACUGCUCGCCAUCUGCGCAGGUACUGCAUCUGCAGGUACCAUCUCGCGAAAUUUCGCUUUCGACCAGGGGAAGGUCCAGGUGCAGCUCACAGAUAUCCCCCUCGACAAUCAUGACUACUCCAGUGUCGGAGCGCAGACCUGGGGAGGCGCUUGCGUGCUCUCUGAAAUGAUAGUGCAAUCGCCGCAAGACUUCGGCAUCACCGCUUCCGCGCUGCGUGGCCCCUUUCGAGUGCUGGAGGUUGGUGCUGGGACUGGUCUUGUCAGUCUGGUUGUGGGUAAAUUGGUUCAAGCGCGCUGCAACGCAGAUGCCCGCAAUUGCUCAGUCGUCGCAACCGACUACCACCCAUCCAUACUGGCCAACUUGGAACACAAUAUCCUGCGUAACUUCCCUGGUACAGGAUCAUCCGAUUAUGUGUCUGUCUCAGCUCACUUUCUCGACUGGGCGCAGUAUUACCGUCAAGAUUCGGAAGGCGCUUCGCCACCUUUCAACACGCCAUUCGAUGUCAUCCUAGGAGCUGACAUCGUCUAUGAAUCCGAACAUGCACUAUGGAUCAAAGGUUGUGUCAAGAAGCUCCUAAGGAAGCCCGCUGACGCGGAUGGCGGGCAUCCGCCCCAGUUCCAUCUCGUUAUUCCGUUACGCUCCACCCAUGCCGCAGAGUCUGGGACCAUUGAGCGUGUGUUUUCUCGUGCGGAUACCGAGAGUUCUGUGGAGAACACCGAACGUACGUGGGACCUCAGAAUACUCAGCAAAGAGUCUAUAGUCUGCGAGGCGGGUGGCGAUGUUAGAUACCGAGGCAACGGUGCCGAAGUUGGGUAUGCUUACUACAGAAUUGGCUGG